AUGGCUACAGCGCUAGAGCGACGGCCGCGCACUGGGCUGCCGCUGUUCAAGAGCGUGCUGAGGAGGAAAGGAGAUCUGGAGGAGCAAGAAGAAGUGGAGAGGAAGAAGAAGAUCGAGGAGCUGGAGGGGAGAAGAAACAGAGGGGAGGAGGAGAGGAAGGGAGGGAAGGAGGAAGACGAGAAGAAGAGGAAGAGGGGGGAGGAGGAGGACAGGAGGAGGAGGAGCAUCAAAGACGGAGAGGGAGAAACAGCGAAACGCUCAUCAAGGAGGGAUGGGGAGGCUGCAGCGAAACCACCCGUCAAGAAGCUCAAGCCUGAGGAGCAGGUGGAAAGGGACCUUGCCCUACAGCAGCCUUUCAAUGUUCCUUCAUGGCGAUUCACGCCGGUCAUCCCUGAUCCCCGAGGCGUCAUGCUCUCUCCCUACGAUAGAGCUCCUCAGCUGCGACUUGCAGACUCGAACUUGACUGUCUCGGGCUGCAAGGGAUACCGUCUGAUCCGUGCGACCCAUGGAAUCCGGGAGGGCGCUUGGUACUGUGAGGCGACAGUGCGGGAGGAUCUCCAUCCGCCAUGGAUCGAGGAGAGGUUCAUGCAGGUAGAGGGUCACUGUAGGCUUGGAUGGGCGAGGAGCGGAGCGUUCGUACAGGCUCCUGUGGGAUACGAUCGUUUCGGCUACGCGUACUGCUCCAAGAAAGGCUCCGUCGUUCAUGCCCGAUUGCCGGCGGCGUACGGGAGAAGUUUGACCAAGGGAGACGUGCUGGGUUGUUACAUUUAUUUGCCGAUGAGAAAGAAGCCUGACGAAGAAGGGGAGCUGGAGAGGAAGGAGGAGAAGCAGAAUGAUGAGAAAAUGGAGAUGAAGAACAGCGUCGAUGGGCAUGGGAAAGAGCAGGAGCAGGAGCAGGAGCAGGAGCAGAAAGGUAGCAGCAUCAGCCGGGGCAAGGAAUCAUUGAGCAAUGCAAAAGGGAAGGAGAAGCUGAGCAAAGAAAAGCUCCCGACGGCGACAGACACGCUGAUCUGGAAGGAUACAGGGAUUGAGUACCACCUGGAGGAAGAUACUGAUGUUGGAGUCGAGAUUCAUGUUGGAAGCUGCGUUCGCUUCUACCUCAACGGGGAGGACCUGGGGGUCGCGUUCAGAGAUGUGCAGGCGGGCAAAUACUAUCCUGCAGCCUCGGUGUACAUGGGUGGACAAGUGACGUACAACUUUGGUCCUGAGUUUCGCUACAAGAUCGAUGGAGAGCCCGACGGCGUUGCAGUGAAGGCAAUCAGUGAGCUUGCAGAGACUGAAAGCGACAGGGACAAGCAAGAAGAGGGGAAGGGUAAGAGACGCGAAGUGAAAGCAGAUUUGCCUAUGUAG
Molecule: messenger RNA, 1350 nt
Organism: Guillardia theta CCMP2712
Lineage: Eukaryota; Cryptophyceae; Pyrenomonadales; Geminigeraceae
Exons: 3
Coding region: 1-1350 (449 amino acids)
Cellular component (GO): Set1C/COMPASS complex
Molecular function (GO): protein binding; transcription cis-regulatory region binding
Source: RefSeq, a predicted model, not a curated record